GCGUGGGCUUCGCCACGAGGCAGGUGGCCGGUCUCACCAAACCCACCACCAUCAUCGAGGUGAGCGGCGACAGGGUCACCGUGAAGACGCAGAGCACGUUCAAGAACACGGAGAUCAGCUUCAAGCUGGGCGAAGAGUUCGACGAGACGACCGCUGACGACCGGCACGUCAAGUCCGUGGUCAAGCUGGAAGGUGGCAAACUCGUCCACGUGCAGAAGUGGGAUGGAAAGGAGACAUCGCUAGUGCGGGAGCUGAAGGACGGCAAGUUAAUCCUGACCCUCACCAUGGGCAGCGUUGUGUCCAUCCGCACCUACGAGAGGGCCUCCUAG
Molecule: messenger RNA, 329 nt
Organism: Tinamus guttatus (white-throated tinamou)
Lineage: Eukaryota; Metazoa; Chordata; Aves; Tinamiformes; Tinamidae
Source: RefSeq, a predicted model, not a curated record